This is a messenger RNA of Oncorhynchus kisutch (coho salmon), 949 nucleotides long. RefSeq names its product leukotriene B4 receptor 1-like. Gene Ontology annotation, cellular component: plasma membrane. The coding region runs from base 1 to 762 and encodes 253 amino acids. The transcript is spliced from 2 exons. Lineage: Eukaryota; Metazoa; Chordata; Actinopteri; Salmoniformes; Salmonidae. The record is from RefSeq and is a predicted model, not a curated record. Gene Ontology annotation, molecular function: G protein-coupled receptor activity; complement receptor activity. Gene Ontology annotation, biological process: phospholipase C-activating G protein-coupled receptor signaling pathway; inflammatory response; positive regulation of cytosolic calcium ion concentration.
AUGACCCAUGUGUUGCCCAGCGUGAUCACAGGCUUCUGUUGCAUUGUGGGAAUCCCCGGGAAUGUGGUGGUUCUGAUAGUCGUGGGGCGGAAAUUUGAGAGUGGGAACUUCAACAUGUGUCUGAUGCUGAAUCUGGCACUGUGUGACCUGAGGGUCUUGCUGUGCCUGCCUCUAGUUAUCAACAACCUACUGAGGGCCUGGGAUCUGGGCCCCACCGCCUGCAAGCUGCUCUUCUUUCUGAUCUAUUGCAGCCUGAAUGGUAGUGUGCUGACCAUCACCCUGCUGAGCGUGCAGUGCUGCAUCCAGGUGCUGUACCCACACAACUGGGCGCAGCUAGACCGUAUGGGGGAAGAGGCACUCCUCCUGUCCCUGUGGGGGCUGGCAGGGUUCAUUGCCUCUACCGCCUUCUCUGUCCUUGACGUCAAGACAUACGAUGGCGUUCCCUGCUGCAUCCUGGUGGCGUCCUACUUCUACCUCCAAAGGAGGGUGAGCCAGGCGGCCCUGUUCAGGCAGCGGAGGGCGACCAAGCUGGUCAUCUGCAUCGUUGUGUCCUUCUUCUGCUUCUGGACUCCGCUGCACCUGUUCAACCUGCUGGCCCUGGUGAACUUGGCCGUGCAGAACGAGGUUGUGGAGAAUGUGUGUGACUCAGCUUGGAAUGUCCUCAUGGGUUUCACCAUCAUCAACAGCUCCCUCAACCCUUUCCUCUAUGCCUUUGCCUCUUCAGGAAUCCCCAGGGCAAGCCCCCACCCCACCACCACAUGACACUGGCUUCCAUUGAGUAGAUAUAAUUGUUUAAAGCACUAUGUACAAGUAUUAUGUAACUGACUAUUUUUGUUGUGCUUAUAUUUUGUUAAAAUUAUUCUAGAAGACAUCUGAUAUGAUUGUAUUUUAUUAUAGCAGCCAGUGAAUGUUUGCAUAAGAAAAUAAGUGCCUGUGUGUUAUUCAAAAU